Messenger RNA from Psylliodes chrysocephalus, 345 nucleotides. Lineage: Eukaryota; Metazoa; Arthropoda; Insecta; Coleoptera; Chrysomelidae. The record is from the annotation of a GenBank genome assembly.
AUGAAUACACAAGGACUAAAUAAUGAAGAAAAUAGUAGUAGUGACUCGGAUACAAUUGAAAAGUUAAAUAUAGCAUCUAAGAAAAGACAAUCUUUUGGACGAGAAGUAGGCAUUAUGAAAUUGAGACUGUGUUCCCACGAGCAGUGCGAAGACUGUAGAUGCACAAGGUAUAAAUGUUUUGAAAAAUUAGAUUUUUUUGAACGUAAACAAAUUAUUAAAGAAUUUAAUGAAAUUUCUUCUAAAGACGAACAAAGUUCGUAUUUAGCAGAACCCAUACCAAUGAGUUUGGACAAAUGGGAAAACUUAAAGCAAUCUACCUCACAAAUUAACAAGAAAAGUGAAUAA